Fusarium vanettenii 77-13-4 is the source of this 1326-nucleotide messenger RNA. RefSeq lists its product as uncharacterized. Bases 1 to 1326 code for a protein of 441 amino acids. The record is from RefSeq and is a predicted model, not a curated record. Gene Ontology annotation, molecular function: hydroxyacylglutathione hydrolase activity. Lineage: Eukaryota; Fungi; Ascomycota; Sordariomycetes; Hypocreales; Nectriaceae. The transcript has 11 exons.
AUGCAUAUCCAGUCGAUUCCUAUGUGGGAGGGGAGCCACAACAAUUACGCCUACUUGGUGGUCGAUGACAAAUCCAAGGACGCUGUCAUUAUCGACCCUGCCAACCCUCCGGAAGUUGCUCCGGUUCUGAAGGAUGCUAUUCAGGCGGGCAAGAUUAACCUGACGGCCAUCGUCAACACCCAUCACCAUUGGGACCAUGCGGGAGGUAACAAGAAGCUGCUGGACAUUAUCGGAGGUAAGGACUGCGAGGGUGUCACCAAGACGCCUGGCCAUGGCGAGACCUUUAAGCUGGGUGACAUCACCGUGAAGGGAGUUCACACGCCUUGUCACACCCAGGACAGCAUUUGUUUCUUCAUGGAGGACGGCAAUGAAAAGGCUGUUUUCACAGGAGACACUCUUUUCAUCGGCGGCAAGUUCUCGCAUUCUCUAUUCUUCGAGGGCUCUGCGGCAGAGAUGCAUGAGGCCCUGAACAAGCGCCUCGCCGCUCUGCCAGAUGACACCUUGGUUUAUCCUGGACACGAGUACACAAAGUCCAACGUCAAGUUUGCGGCUUCUGUAUCGCAGCGAGAUGCUGUGCAGAAGCUCCACUCGUAUGCCGAGAACAACAAGGUGACGACUGGAAAGUUUACCAUUGGAGAUGAAAAGGAGCAUAAUGUGUUUAUGAGAGUUGAGGAUCCCGAAAUUCACAAGGUGACGGGCGAGACUGAGCCCGUGGCUGUCAUGACAAAGUUGCGAGAGAUGAAGAACAACUUUAAGUCUCAGCCUCCGAAGCGCAAAGCAGCCGCCAGCGGUGGUGCCGCGCCCAAGCCCCGACAGUCCAAGCUCGCAAAGGAGCACAACGUCACCCCGCAGGAGGAGGGCGAGAUCCGUGAGGCGUUUAGCCUCUUUGCAGAGCCCAUGGAUGGGGAGAAGCAUGGUGUUUUACCCAUUGACGAUGUCAAGUCUGCGCUGAUAGCACUCGGUGUGCCGGCCUCAUCUCCCGAAGAACUCAAGGAGUUCAUCUCCAUCCUCGACCCUGAAUCCGACGGCUACGCGACCUUUGAACCCUUCUUCGCCAUCUGCGCGCUCAAAUUCCACACCCGAGAACACAACUCUGAUGCUCACCGCGAGGAGGUGGAAGAGGCGUUCCGGCUCUUCACAAACGGACAGGACGGACCGAUCACGCUUGCGCACCUCCGGCGUGUCGCCGCGGUCCUCAAGGAGGAUGUCGACGAGGAAUUGCUCAAGGAUAUGAUUCUAGAGGCAAAUGGCGGCGUGGGCGUUGCCAGGGGAGUGGGAGUCGACGAGUUUGACGGAGUCAUGAAGAGCGCCGGAGUCUGGAGGUGA